AUGAAAAUAUUAUUAUUUGUUAUAUUUUGUUUAAUCAGUCUUGUUUAUUCACAGCAACAAAAUACAAUUACAAUAAUUCCUUAUGAAUAUACCAAUGGGUGUGCAAAUUCUCCUGAACCCAAUGGUAUAGUAUUAUUAAUUGUUUUAUAUUAUUCAGGUUAUAAUUUACCAUUUAAUUAUUGUGUAAUGAUGAAUGGAUUUGGUAUCACAAUUGAACCUAGUGUUAAAAAGAAUCGUAAAUAUGUAUCAUUUAGUACCAAUUGCACAUUCAAUAAUGAAAUUAUUAGACAAGAUUUAUACCCAUUCAAUACAUGUGUUAAUUUUACACUCCCAGAUGGUCAAUCAUCAAUGGUUAUGUUUAAAAUAAAUGGUCAAGUUCCAAAAGAUUCAAUAUCAUUUAAUUAUUUUUAUAAUCCUUCCCAAGAAGGUACUUGUAAUGGUAAUUCUUAUUCAAUUUUUAGAACUGAUGGAUUUAAUGGCGAUGGACACACCUAUUCAUGUGCAAAAGGUGAACCUUAUGAACAAAUAUGUUCAAUACCAAGUAAUUGCACAUGGGUUCCAAUCAACAAUAAUAAUGAAUGUUAUAAUAAUAGCAACAGUAUAAUACCCUCCUAUGAUAUCACUUGUGUUUAA
Dictyostelium purpureum is the source of this 633-nucleotide messenger RNA. RefSeq lists its product as uncharacterized. The coding region runs from base 1 to 633 and encodes 210 amino acids. The transcript has 3 exons. Lineage: Eukaryota; Evosea; Eumycetozoa; Dictyosteliales; Dictyosteliaceae. The record is from RefSeq and is a predicted model, not a curated record.